Molecule: messenger RNA, 993 nt
Organism: Penicillium salamii
Lineage: Eukaryota; Fungi; Ascomycota; Eurotiomycetes; Eurotiales; Aspergillaceae
Source: the annotation of a GenBank genome assembly
AUGCACACUAGCAUGGAAGACAGAGAAAUGGAAACCACACUACGCAAGAUCGGGCAAGGCUUUUGCGGUACUGUCUGGGCUGCAUCGACAGGGCCCGCAUUCAAAAGGGAAGAUGGUGGACCUGCCCGAUCUCUAAGGCACGACUUUGAGAUGCACCAACGAGUGCUCCAGAGCUUUCACAAAUCGACCUUACAGCCUCAAAUUACAAUACCCGCCUGCCAUGAUUUCAUCGACUCAACCGAUCAUGAAUGGUGGUCAGUCAACCAACAAAAGUUCCCACCAGGAUAUACGCCAUGCAAUAUCAUUCUCUCUCAACGCAUUCCACCCUUUCCUGAAACCACAAGACAACUCCUCAUCAGCAACUAUUGCCCACCAAAGAUUGAACAGCAAAUCCUCAUCAGCGAGCCCGACAAAGAUUGUUUAAUUAGGCCAUACCUUGGCCGAAGACGAACACAAAGGUCCCAUACGACGUCGAGAUUCACCGCAUUUUCUCUGCGAAAUUUUCCGUUCCACCUGGAUCAAAUGGAAUCCCUCGGAGUCACAACUGGUGAAAUCAAUCAGUACGCAAUGAUUAUGGCCGAAACUCUUGCGAUGAUGCAUUGGAUCUGUGAAGUUGAUGGAAACGACGUCGAGUUUGUUCUUGCGCCGUCAAGUGAGAACGGCUAUAAGAUGAAGUCCACAAUUUUCGGAGAACAUUCGAUGUGGGUCUUGGACUUUGAUUUAUGCAGGAGGAUGGAAAUGAGCUCAGAAGGGGUGGUCCAAGCUGCUGCAGCAUUUUGGCGGAAUGAUCCCUACUGUCCCCGUCCGGAAAAAGAUCCUUCGCUCUGGAGUGUGUUCCGAGAACAAUACAUUCAUGUCAGUGAAGCUUGCAAGAGUGAGCCAGAAUCAGCGGAAAGACGGAGGAUCUUGUCGAGAUACUUUAUUGAUUUGGUGGAACAGGAGGGAAGACGAAGGAAGGAAAUGGAGGAUCAAUUGUCGAGUUCUGUUUUGUAA